Molecule: messenger RNA, 409 nt
Organism: Olea europaea var. sylvestris
Lineage: Eukaryota; Viridiplantae; Streptophyta; Magnoliopsida; Lamiales; Oleaceae
Product: nudix hydrolase 19, chloroplastic-like
Exons: 2
Coding region: 8-352 (114 amino acids)
Biological process (GO): NADP+ catabolic process; NAD+ catabolic process
Cellular component (GO): cytosol
Molecular function (GO): NADH pyrophosphatase activity
Source: RefSeq, a predicted model, not a curated record
CCAGUUAAUGGUUGGGUUCUAUGCAUAUGCCAAGUCUUUGGAGAUAGACGUGGAGAAGGAAGAGUUAGAAGACGCUAAAUGGCACACUCGAGAAGAUGUAAAGAAGGCUCUUACAUUUGCUGUAUACAAGAAGGCACAGAAGACGACAGCAACUAAAGUAGAUCAAAUGUGCAAGGGGGUUGAGAAAGGGCAAAACUUGUUUGCAGAUUACACUGUCGAAAUUGGAGAACUUGCUACUCUGUUUAUCUCGGGACCAUUUGCAAUUACUCAGCAUCUCAUCUCUUCAUGGGCCAAUCAAGUUGAUGAUAAUGGUGAUGGAGCACAGAUGAAACAAGCUGGCAAUUCAUUUUGAAGCUUGUAGUUUCAGAACAAAACGAUUGUCUAUUAUGAAUGUUCCAAAAUUGAACUG